AUGUCGUUUGCGCAACCUCUCGCGACGCCUGUUCAGGUUCAUUUAGUAGGGUGCUCGGGAGACUGGGGGCGAUUCUCGCCUGACAUUGCCGCUGUGCUUCUCGGGCUUGAUACUCAUCCAGUUCAGACUCAGGAUAUAAUUCUUCGCGAGUUAUCACUAGAUAAGCGGGAAACGCUUAUGCGCACUGCGUGGAAGGUUUUCGAGCGCCUGCUUCUCCUUCUCGAGGCUGAGCACUGUGCGCCCCAAUUGGGAAAAGACCCUCGAACUGCGAUCGUCGGUCCGUUCGCUACAGAGGCUCUUCGCGAAAUCUUGCCAGGGUCACAUAUGCAUUUUGAAUCUUCCUACGCACGAGCCGUGUAUCCCUGUGAGUCGUACAUCUCUUCUCCCGCAAGCCUUUUUCCGCACCAUGGUCGCGCCACCUUCCUGACAACCCCGGUCUCAUUGACCGGCAGUUCGUCCUUGGUACAAGAUAUGCCCACCCGAGGUGUGACUACCCAAGAAGAACACGAGGAAGGAACAAGGCAGUGCUAUCGGUCUUCUGAAAUGCAUGAAUUGGACAAGCAAAGCAUUAGCGUCACCGGGGAGUUCUCCGGCGCCAUUCAUAAUCCGUUCUCUGACCUCACCAUUGCAUCCGACGACGAGCGCCAACAUUUCGGUGCUGCGCACCUGCUUUUACCGUGUCCCCCGCAUGAUCAAGUAUUAUUCACGCUGGUCUGUGUUGCGGAAGAGGCCGAGAUCUACAGUGCCAUGUGCAGCGCGCUCAUGCAGCGUGACCUCUUUGGUAUUCGCGAUGUGCUCGUCGGAUUUGCAUUCUCCCCCGAUGAGUGUACGCUUCAGCUGGUUCUUGGAUGGCUGGAAGAUGACAUCUCGCAUUCAUGCGUUCAUGUAGCCCACGCUGAUCCCACAAUCUACCGAGCGGUGCACGGCCUCGGCGUAUUCGACCUAUCUGACAGGCAUUCGGCUUGGGUGCAUGCACUAUUUCUCGCCACUCUUCGCCAGGCGCUAACCGCAUCCGCUUGCGCCGCGCGGACUCAUGCCCCGGAGACAUAUCGGCGCUUAUCGAAGGGGGACAACAGGUCCUGGCGCAUAGAUCUCAUCACGGAGGGUGGACACGUUGAGGGGUGCGAUACGGAUCCUCAUCAGCGUGUGAUGCACUGGCUCGCAAACUGCAUGAUUGCGGAAGGUUCGGACACUUUGCCACAUCCCAUCUUCGACAUGCAGCCGGGGCCUCUGUCAGUCACUCUCAUCUAUCCUAUCUUAUGUAUUGCUCAUAUCCGGUUCCAGGAUGAGAAGCAGGAGUCGCUCCUCGCAGAGAGGGUGCCUUCUUCUUCGUUGCAUUCGGUUCCCGAAGGUGUGGCCAUCGACUCUUGGGCAAACAAGUCUUUGCAAGAUCGGUAUAAUGAGCUCCUAAAACAGCAACUUGCUGAAACACCCAUUACUGCCUAUGCUCGAGCGAAGAGUGUCGAUAGUCGAGAUGUUACGUGUGAUCGUCCAACAGAGAUUUAUGUGGACCGCUGUAUCGCAUCUGCUGCGUUCCCGCCCGUGUAUCAAUCUGUGUACCUUAUCCCCCAGGUCUUGUAUAACGUCAUACAGAAGGUUCUCCUUCCCAGAUUAUGCCCUGUGCAUCCGCUCCCGUCCGUGAGCUUGACCUCGGCGGAGAAGAUAAUCCGAAACUACGACCACGAGAGAAAAUGCCUCAUAUACGACACUAAAGAAACUGGAGAAUUUCGCAUGCUCAACGCAGAGCAUACGCAUGUCUGGUACCGAUAUCAUAGCGAACUGGCCCUUCAGCAAGUGCUCCGGGCAUAUUGUGCAUUUGAUCUCCUGCUCCCCAUCGAUGACGACCAGUCGGCAAUCGCUCGAAGACUUCUCAUGGCACGACUACCCAAUACAUUGUAUCAGUCGGAACAGAUGUCGAGUGGCGCGGGACUAUGGCCUGAUUCGAACGAAAUGGAGUUUCCUAUCACUGCUGAGGCAGAGUUGGGUUAUCACAUGCACAGUCGGCAAGUCCUGGAACGGCGCACCCCGCUUUCUCGAAACACUCUGUUCGAUGUGAUCUGCAGCGAACGGGACAACAAGGAAGACGGAUCCGACCUUGAGCACGACCAUUACUUUGCUUUCGCCAGUGUAUACGCCAGCACCAAAUCUUACUUGUUGACCAAAUACAGUUUUCCCUCUCCGUCUUCAAUGAAAAUCCUGUCAGGUGACAAAUUGAUCAGUGACCUGGUGGAUGACUUUUCUUCCUCGAUGCAGGAUUUUUGUGCUCGCGCGGAUCGGAAUUUCAAGCAGGAGCGAAACUGGCGGACAACUGGGAUGUCUAUGUAUGUCAACCACUCAGCUAAACUGGAAGCGCUUUAUGCGCGUACGCUGCAGCACGAGUUUGACUAUGCCAUCUGCGAUGGUAUCGUAUUUGCCGAAAUCCCGAAUGUCUUCGAGGAUGUGGACCACCAUCUCAAGGAUCUGAUACUCAGUUCCUGGAUUGUGGGCACCUUCAAGCCACGUAGCUCAAAGCAUGAUCCGACGGAAGACUUGAAAGAAGAGGAUGCCAUUGAUAUCACAUCGCGAGAGGAUGAACCAUUGCGGGAUUCCGCGCCGCUACUAGCUCAAGAGAUUCGCCGGUUCACGCGUGCAAUGCAGCCUGCGGCAUUAUUGGCCGAUGGCGAGAUUCCCCAAGGUGCCACCACUGACUCACCAUCUGAUGCUCAGGCUGGGCAAGUGCCCUUGGCAAACGCCAGCCUUUCAAUGGCUGUCAGUGCCCCGUCUCAGAAGACGCCCAGCCUGACACCUACUGAUGCAGUCUCCGGUCCGAAAAUGGACCAUGCGGCUAGUGGCUCACCCCAAGCCGGGGAGUGGAAGUCCGUCUAUUUACCAAUCUUGUACUGCGAGUACAAACACGGUCGCAUUCAUCCGCUUCAGGGAUUGAAUCAAGCACGGGUCUACGUCUCUUCCGGCACCAAAUAUUAUGAGACGAUGGGCAUGUUUGAUGUGCCAGUCUUCGCCAUCGCCACCGUCGGGACGAAGGGCAGGCUCCUAUGUGGUUGGGCUGAACAAGUCCCAGCGCCGGACCCAACGCGGGAGGAGGAUAUAAUGAAAGACCCUGCUAUUAAAGUUAUUCACCGUAUUGCGGACACAAACUGCCCUGAAUGGGACCUUCGGAGCAGCUCGGACGCCAUUGAUUUCGCGUCUUUCCUCACGCUGCUCCGCACCAGACAUAUACCAGAUGUUGUGCGCAUUUUUAACCAGAAGAGGGCCGAGUACCUGGAGGCGUGGCGUGACGAGUCCAAGCGGGAGCGCUUUUGGUGGACCAUGAAACACCAGCGCAAGAGCCAGGCAUACGCCGACGCACAGAAGAGGUUGAAGAAUGAGGACACGAAACGCUACGAGCAACUACAAGAUGAGAUGCGUGCUAUUCUUGAAGAGAAUAGGAAGCUGAGGGACGCCCAGGUGCAGCGGAUGGCAGAGCGAGACCAGAAGGAGGCUGAUGAUGCAGAGUGGCAACGCCGGCGAGAUGAGCAGAGAGCAGAGAGAAAUGCAAGGGCUGAGAGGCGUAGUCAAUCGAGAGAGGAGUAGCCGAGGCUAGAGUG
Messenger RNA from Gloeophyllum trabeum ATCC 11539, 3584 nucleotides. RefSeq lists its product as uncharacterized. The record is from RefSeq and is a predicted model, not a curated record. Lineage: Eukaryota; Fungi; Basidiomycota; Agaricomycetes; Gloeophyllales; Gloeophyllaceae. The transcript has 17 exons. Bases 1 to 3570 code for a protein of 1189 amino acids.